UUAUUUUGCUAUUUCUCAAUUCUCCAGAAUCCCACAAAAUAUUGCUUGACUUUGGGAUGGUUAUUCAGCUGCAAUUAACAGAGGCCUUAAUAAGGUUAAGCCGCCAGAACGAGCGGUGUAGCAUGAGCGAGGACUCUAGCACCCGGCAGGUGAGGUUUUUGCGCUUCUCUCUCUCUCUUUUUUUUUUUUUUUGAGAAGAGUCGAGCUCUGUCGCAAGGCUGGAGCGCAGUGGCCCGAUCUCGACUCACUGCAAUCUCCGCCUCUCGGGUUCAAACGAUUCUCCUGCCUCAGACAGCUACUUUUUGACUCACUGCAAUCUCCGCCUCUCGGGUUGAAACGAUUCUCCUGUCUCAGACAGCUACUUUUUGUAUUUUUAGUGGAGAUGGGGUUUCACCAUGCUGGCCAGGAUGGUCUCGAUCUCCUGACCUCGUGAUCCGUCCACCUCGGCCUCCUAAAGUGCUGGGAUUACAGGCGUGAGCCACCGCGCACGGCCGUUUUUGCGCUUCUCGAUUUCGCCACGUGGCUUUGCGGUAGCCCAGGAGGUACUAGCAGGGCGGAGGCACGAAUAACACCCAAAGGACUACAGUUUCCAGAAGCCCGCGCGCGCCGCGUGCCACGUGACCGCCUGGCUGGCGCGCGCGCCUGGGGGUCUGGUCCCUAGCCGCGUUCUCGGUCGCUUCCCUCUUCUCUCGCCGCCUCCUGGCCUCCGCACCGACGCGGCCCGGGCUGGAGCCGAGCCGGGGCCGAGCUGCAGGCCGAACCGGAGCCGGAUCUGUACCCGCUGAGACGUGGAAACAUGGAGGCCUGAGCCGGUGUGCGCCACCUGGGGCUGCGGCGGCGACAGCGACUUCUCUUGACCCCUCUGCCACCCGCCCGUCCGUCCGCGGGUCCGUGGAGCUGGAGCAGAUCCCCCAGCCGGCUGAGACAGGUUGUCUUUUGGAAAUGCAGGUUUAAGGACAAAUUAUCUGCUUAAGCUAGAGGAUGGGAUCGAAUAGCAGCAGAAUCGGCGAUCUUCCUAAAAAUGAGUACUUGAAAAAGUUAUCCGGCACGGAAUCUAUCUCUGAGAAUGACCCGUUCUGGAAUCAGCUUCUCUCAUUUUCUUUCCCUGCACCAACUAGCAGUACUGAGUUGAAACUCUUGGAGGAAGCAACCAUUUCAGUCUGCAGGUCGUUAGUUGAAAACAAUCCUCGAACAGGAAAUCUUGGUGCACUAAUUAAGGUCUUCCUUUCUAGAACCAAAGAACUAAAACUUUCAGCAGAAUGUCAGAACCACAUCUUCAUUUGGCAGACACACAAUGCUUUGUUUAUUAUUUGCUGUUUGCUGAAAGUGUUCAUCUGUCAGAUGUCAGAGGAGGAAUUACAACUUCAUUUUACUUAUGAAGAAAAAUCUCCUGGCAAUUACAGUUCUGACUCAGAAGAUCUUUUGGAAGAAUUGCUGUGCUGUUUGAUGCAGUUAAUCACUGAUAUUCCACUCUUAGAUAUUACAUAUGAAAUAUCAGUAGAAGCUAUAUCAACAAUGGUUGUUUUCCUUUCCUGCCAACUCUUCCACAAAGAAGUUUUGCGACAGAGCAUCAGCCACAAGUAUUUGAUGCGAGGUCCAUGUCUUCCAUACACCAGCAAACUUGUGAAGACCUUAUUAUAUAACUUUAUCAGACAAGAAAAGCCACCUCCUCCAGGAGCCCAUGUUUUCCCUCAGCAGUCAGAUGGGGGAGGACUGCUUUAUGGACUUGCAUCAGGAGUAGCAACAGGACUCUGGACUGUCUUCACACUAGGUGGUGUGGGCAGCAAAGCGGCUGCCUCUCCAGAGCUUUCUUCCCCUCUGGCCAACCAGAGUCUCCUGCUUCUGCUGGUGUUGGCCAAUCUGACAGAUGCCUCAGAUGCGCCAAACCCCUACAGACAAGCCAUUAUGUCCUUCAAGAACACACAAGAUAGCAGUCCUUUCCCCUCAUCAAUUCCACAUGCCUUCCAGAUCAACUUUAAUAGUUUGUACACAGCUCUUUGUGAACAGCAGACAUCUGAUCAAGCAACUCUUCUCUUGUAUACCUUGCUUCAUCAAAAUAGUAAUAUUAGAACAUACAUGUUGGCUCGCACAGAUAUGGAAAAUCUUGUUUUACCAAUUCUUGAGAUUCUGUAUCAUGUUGAAGAAAGGAAUUCACACCAUGUGUAUAUGGCCCUUAUAAUAUUGUUGAUCCUUACGGAAGAUGAUGGCUUCAACAGAUCCAUUCAUGAAGUGAUACUAAAAAAUAUUACUUGGUAUUCAGAACGAGUUUUAACUGAAAUCUCCUUGGGGAGUCUCCUGAUCCUGGUGGUAAUAAGAACCAUUCAAUACAACAUGACUAGGACACGAGACAAGUACCUUCACACAAAUUGUUUGGCAGCUUUAGCAAAUAUGUCGGCACAGUUUCGUUCUCUCCAUCAGUAUGCUGCCCAGAGGAUCAUCAGUUUAUUUUCUUUGCUGUCUAAAAAACACAACAAAGUUCUGGAACAAGCCACACAGUCCUUGAGAGGUUCGCUGAGUUCUAAUGAUGUUCCUCUACCAGAUUAUGCACAAGACCUAAAUGUCAUUGAAGAAGUGAUUCGAAUGAUGUUAGAGAUCAUCAACUCCUGCCUGACAAAUUCCCUUCACCACAACCCAAACUUGGUAUACGCCCUGCUUUACAAACGCGAUCUCUUUGAACAAUUUCGAACUCAUCCUUCAUUUCAGGAUAUAAUGCAAAAUAUUGAUCUGGUGAUCUCCUUCUUUAGCUCAAGGUUGCUGCAAGCUGGAGCUGAGCUGUCAGUGGAACGGGUCCUGGAAAUCAUUAAGCAAGGCGUCGUUGCGCUGCCCAAAGACAGACUGAAGAAAUUUCCAGAAUUGAAAUUCAAAUAUGUGGAAGAGGAGCAGCCCGAGGAGUUUUUUAUCCCCUAUGUCUGGUCUCUUGUCUACAACUCAGCAGUCGGCCUGUACUGGAAUCCACAGGACAUCCAGCUGUUCACCAUGGAUUCCGACUGAGGGCAGGAUGCUCUCCCACCCGGACCCCUCCAGCCAAGCAGCCCUUCAAGUUCUUUUAUUUCUGGGUAACAGAAGUAGACAGACAGAUUACUUGGUGUAUCUUCUGUUAAAGAGGAUUGCACAAGUGUGUUUUCCUCACAUACUUUGAUUUGGAGAAUUGGCGCCAGCUGGCAAUAGAUAACUCAGCGUAGAUAGUAGUGCAAAAAGGGGAGGAAAUACACAACAAUAAUAAAUGUAAAAACCUGCUAUUCAA
Molecule: messenger RNA, 3244 nt
Organism: Gorilla gorilla gorilla (western lowland gorilla)
Lineage: Eukaryota; Metazoa; Chordata; Mammalia; Primates; Hominidae
Gene: DYM
Product: dymeclin
Exons: 17
Coding region: 982-2991 (669 amino acids)
Biological process (GO): Golgi organization
Cellular component (GO): Golgi apparatus
Source: RefSeq, a predicted model, not a curated record